CGGAGGACCGGCGGGCGGGGCGGGGGCGUCAAGAUGGCGGUACCGAGCCGAGGUGAGGCGUGUCGCGAUAGCAACACGGCGGCGGCACGACAGCCCUUUCCGGGGCACCGGGGCGGCUGUCUCGCACCGUGCCAGAGGUGACCUCUCGCGGGGGGACGCGACUAGUGCGAGGCGAGGCGGGGCCGAGGUGGAGCGCAGCCCCGUUGGCAUGUCGCGACAAUCGCGACACGCGGAGGAGAUGCCGGUGGCGCCGUGAGCAGGGCCUUGGCGCAUGUGCGGGCUGAGGAGCACCUUGGGCCCAGGAAAGACGCUUUCCUGAGGCCGGAGACGCCUCGCGAAAAUCCAGAUCUUUGCUUCAGUUUAGGAACUGAAGAUUCAGAGGAGAAAAAUGUCAUCCUUAGUGUGGUUAAAAUCACUGAUUUUCAACUCUCACAGAGGCCAAAGUUUUCUUCCAAAACGGUAAAUUUCUGCCCUGGCUAGGCAGACGAAGGUGGCUGAGAAAAUUUUUGUCGAAUUUUGUCGAAUUCGAACAGAAAAAAAUCCUAAUCCCAAACGUGUGCAGUGAGGUGCUCUGGCCGAUGCUAACCACAUUUGCUGCAUUUAAUAAAGUUUUAUGUUAAAAAUGAAACCAUUUUGGUAGAAAAUGGGGCAUGUUCCACCUCACAUCCCCAUUCUCAGUGUCACUCACUCUAAAAUCAGCACCAGCCUGGAUAGAUAACCAAGAUUUUGUUGGGUAAAGCACUGAAAUGAUAUAUUCAGGCGGUUUAAUACUCCCUCUUGGUGUGCUCUGGGGUUCCAGGGUUGUCCCUGUGAAAUGUCCCGCUCGCUCUGAGGGAGGCAGCACAUCCUCAGGAACCGUGGCUGCCUGGAGCAGCUGCAGGAGGCUCACUGCCCUCUCCUAGGAGAGCAUUAAGGAAAGAAGAGUCCAGAUAUAAAGCUGGGGAACUGCCCUGAGGGAAUUCACUCAGACAUCCCUGUGGGAAUUCCGUGGCUCUGACUAUCAUACAAUUCAGCAUCAGUGGUGUAGCUGCAGUUUUGGAUAUUGAAUGAACAUGGAAUCAUGGAAUCCUGGAAUGGUUUGGGUUGGAAGAGACCUUGAAGCUCAUCCACCCCCUGCCCUGGGCAGGGACACCUUCCACUAUCCCAGGCUGCUCCAAGCCCCAUCCAGCCUACUCUGCCAGGGAUGGGGCAGCCACAGCUUCCCUGGGCACCCUGCGCCAGGGCCUCAGCACCCUCACAGGGAAGAAUUUCUUCCCAAUAUCAAAGCAAUUCCCCCUUGUGCUGUCACUCCUAAGUGACAGGAGGAGUGCUGGGAGCCCCCAGUCCCUGUACAGAGAGCUGAGAGGAGAGGAUCAGGUCCAGGAGACAUUUCAGAUCAGGGACACAUGAAUCACCUAAAAUCAUGCGCCUGUUCCCAAACUGGACACCUUAAUUAGCUGCCUGGAGUUAGGGGGAAUUAAUUUGGGCCUAAAUGCAUAAACUCUGAGGUGAAGAGGACGUUGAGCUCAGGAAUCCAGGGAUAAGAUGGCGCUGUGACAAUGACAAGCUGUCCCUGAGGAGACAGAGGAAAUGGCCUUUCACUCUCCCUGGAACAGAAAUCCCAACUGUACAAUUCCUCAUGUGUCCCAGAGAGGCCAAGAAUAUUAAUGAGGAACUCAACAGGUGCUUUAGUAGGUUGGUGCCCUCAUGUUGCAGGAGAAUUUUAUGUGAUUUUUGCAGAAAAUAAGGGAAAAAAAGGAAAUGUGUUGGUUGGAUCAUUGGAAAUACUUGGCUUGAUUUCUGUGGGCUGUCAGAACACACUGAGGUUGGAUGUGGAAUGACUUUGUGAAGGGAACUGGUUUGGAGGGAUGGCAUUUGGAGGGAUGGUAUUUAGAGAAACCCUGGAGCCCUCUGUUCUCCACAAACUUUCUCACAAUUUACAAGCAAAUGGAUCCCAUAUUCACCUCCUUCCUGCAUAGUUAGAGGGGAUGAAGUGUCAUCUGCUAGGAAAGGACAGGAUGAACAAGUUCUGGAUAAUGCCUGUGCACUCCUUCAGGCUUUGAAAGAGCCUGAAGUUCCUCAUUGAAAGUGGCUUUUCCCAGUAGGGAUUUUCCCCAAAUUAUUUGAUGCUUCAUCUAGUUGAAAAGGUUAUUUUUGGAACCUGAAGUCCACUAUCUGGAAAACAAUAAAUGUUCCUGGGAGAUGAAAAAAGAAAUUUCUCCCAGAAUUUCGAUAUCAUUGUUAGAAUGUUUCUGGAUUUAUACAUAUUUUCUUCUCUUUAUUUUCUCCUUCUCCAUGGAAAGGAAGAACAUCAGAGAUUGUAUCCUUUCUGUACCACUGCUCCUUCCAUGCAAGACUCCUGGAGAAGACUGCCUCAAGUGGAUUCCUAUCUUCUGUCCAGUAACUCUGCACAGUGCUGGGUCUGUGCUCCUGAAUUUUCUGUCAGUGUCAUCCGCAGGAAGCACAACUGGGACCACGUUGCUUGCAGUGGAAGAUGUUUGGUGCAGAUCCUGCUCUAUGUAAAUGGGGUUUAUUACAUCUUCUACUUCUUGGCAACUCUUGCAAUGAUUAUUUACAAAAGUCAAGUUUUCAGUUAUCCAGAUGAUUUUUUGGCUCCUGAUCUUGCUGUGCUUUUCCUUAUGGCCAUUCUGGAAGUGCCUCGAUUGUACUUGGGUUUCAAGGGUAACCUGACAGAAGCAGAGGCGCCGCUGGGGGUGAGCCUGGGGCUCACGGUGGGCAGCGUGCUGCUGUGUGUGUACCUGCUGCUGUGGCAGACCUACGUGCUGUGGGCGGAUGUGCUCCUCAACGCCGCGCUGCUCUCGGCCUACGCGCUCGAGUCGGGGCUCAAGGUCACGGCCAUCGCUGCCUUUGUCAGCUGAGCCCGGCCCUUCCCACACGCCUGCCACGCAUUCCUUCUCUGAGAGUGGGGCUUCAUUUCCACUGCUGAAUCCCUGUGUAUAGAAAAACCCUGUAAAGCUUCUCUCUGUUUAAAUGAGAAGUUCUGGGGACAUAGAUGUCCCGCCCAGGAGCUGUGUGAUGCUGUCCACCAUUGCGUUAUUUAUGGGCAAAGGCAAGGGAUGAAUCACAAAACACUUAACACUCUGGCAUUCACCAGGGGUCAGUACUGAAUAUCCAUUCCCAACACAGGAUAGGAGGCAGUGCUGCUGGCAUGGUGGCAGUUUUCAUGGCACAGGAGCGACAUGCAGCCCAAGUGACACAGAAAUGAAUGAGGCCAGGGCUCACUUGUGCCUUGCCACGCACACGUCCGUGUUUGAGGGCACAGCUGCUCUGCUGCUCUCAUUUGUGUUUCCAGACCUCAGUGGUAAUUUCCCUGACUUUAGUAGGGCAGAACCUGAUGUAUCCCAGUGGGGGAGAGGAACUGGGUUUUGUGCAUACCUGGAGAGCCAAGCCGCAAGGUUUGGCAGCCAGUUCUUACUACGUGAGGGGAAGUUUGGUUAGACAGGAUGGCUUUAAAAUGAACAAAACCAUUCACCAUUUGUCCUCCCUUCUGUUCUGUUUAAAAGUCCAACAGAAUGUUGGCAGUUUUAUUUCUAUUCAGUGUUAAAUGUUCUUAUUUCUACUAUUUUGCAAAAAUUACUAUAUUCAAGUCUGUCUUAACUUCUAAGUGGUGCAAGUGCAGAAUUUUUUACUGUCUCAAAAAUAUAUGUUAAUGGAAAGCUUUGGGAGUUCCUGGUUUUUUGAAGAAGCCUAUUUUCUAUUCAGAAUUUCCUAUUUUUGUAUUUAUUUAUUCAUUCAAAUAAAUAAAGGUUUAGAUC
Molecule: messenger RNA, 3755 nt
Organism: Onychostruthus taczanowskii (white-rumped snowfinch)
Lineage: Eukaryota; Metazoa; Chordata; Aves; Passeriformes; Passeridae
Gene: TMEM80
Product: transmembrane protein 80
Exons: 4
Coding region: 2169-2858 (229 amino acids)
Biological process (GO): non-motile cilium assembly
Cellular component (GO): ciliary transition zone
Source: RefSeq, a predicted model, not a curated record